Messenger RNA from Penaeus chinensis, 6564 nucleotides. RefSeq names its product importin-5-like (gene Karybeta3). The coding region runs from base 72 to 3359 and encodes 1095 amino acids. The record is from RefSeq and is a predicted model, not a curated record. Gene Ontology annotation, biological process: protein import into nucleus. Gene Ontology annotation, cellular component: nucleus; cytoplasm. The transcript has 17 exons. Gene Ontology annotation, molecular function: nuclear import signal receptor activity; small GTPase binding. NCBI's taxonomy places the organism in Eukaryota, Metazoa, Arthropoda, Malacostraca, Decapoda, Penaeidae.
UAUAGUCCAUCGGAGUGGAGGAGUCGAGCUCAGUGUUGGAACGGUCGCUCGGCUGUCUCGUCCCGGCGAAAAUGGCGGGCGAUCAGGAACAAUUCCAGCAGCUCUUAACUGGAUUAUUGAGCGUCGACAACAAGAUCAGACAGCAGGCCGAGAACACAUAUGAUCAGAUCCCCAAUGAAACAAAGUUCCAGUUACUGUUAACCAAUGUUGUAAACAAAGCAGCAGGUGAAGAUGCACGGACUAUGGCAGCAGUCCUCCUCCGGAGGCUUCUCACAUCAAAUUUCGAUGAUGUAUUCCCAACGUUACCAGCUGAGGCCCAAGCCCAAGUUAGGGCACAGCUGUUGGCAUCUGUACAACAAGAAGACGACAGUAAUAUGCGCAAGAAGCUGUGUGACAUAAUCGGUGAAUUGGCACACAACAUGAUCGAUGAUGAGGGAAAUAACAUGUGGCCGGAGUUCUUGCAAUUUUUGUUUGAGAGUGCCAGCUCUGCAUCUAUUGCUCACAAAGAAAUUGCCUUGACACUUUUCAGUCUUGUACCUGGAGUGUUUGGCAACCAGCAGCAGCAGCACUUGGGUAUGAUCAAAGCUAUGCUAACAGCUUCUCUAGCCGAUGCUGCAAACCCUACAGUUCAGGCAUUGGCUGUCAAGGCCACUGCAGCAUUUAUCCUGCUUCACGAUAACGAACCAAACAUCCAGAAGAGCUUUGCUGAUAUUCUACCAUCUUUUCUCCAGAUCAUUGCCACAAGCAUCCAGGUUGGUGAUGAUGAUGCCUUGCUCAAGUGCCUGGUUGACUUGGCAGAGAGUUGCCCUAAGUUCCUUCGGCCGCAAGUCGAGACCAUCCUCCAGCUUGCCAUUAAAGCUCUACCAGAUCCCAAUGUAGGUGACAGUUGGAAGCAUCUGUUGUUGGAAGUUGUCGUAACUUUGGCCGAGACAGCCCCAGCAAUGGUGCGAAAGGCUGGUGCCAAGUACAUGAAUACGCUCAUCCCACAGAUGUUAACAAUGAUGACAGAUCUUGAAGAUGAGGAGGACUGGAGUGUGAGUGACGAGCAGGCUGAGGAAGAUAAUGACAGCAACUCUGUAGUAGCCGAGUCUUCUCUUGAUCGCCUUGCGUGUGGUCUCGGUGGCAAGACUGUUUUGCCACACAUCAACUCCACUCUUUCACAAAUGCUCCAGAGUGACAGUUGGAAGUGCCGCCAUGCUGCUCUGAUGGCCAUCUCGGCUGUUGGGGAGGGCUGCCACAAGCAGAUGGAGGGCAUGUUGCCACAGAUCAUGGAUGCUGUGAUCAGGUUCCUGCAGGAUCCCCAUCCCAGAGUUAGAUAUGCAGCAUGUAAUGCCAUCGGCCAGAUGGCAACAGACUUUGCUCCAAUCUUCCAGAAGAAAUUCCAUGACUCAGUUGUUCCUGGUCUCCUCCUGGUGAUGGAUGACAGUGCUAACCCAAGAGUCCAGGCUCAUGCUGGAGCUGCCCUGGUCAACUUCUCUGAGGUCUGCCCUAAGAACAUUCUAACAACCUACUUGCCUACCAUUAUUGCCAAGCUAGAGAGCAUUCUUGCUGCCAAGUUUAAGGAAUUGAUGGAGCGUGGCACAAAGCUGGUCCUGGAGCAAGUGGUGACCACCAUUGCGUCGGUGGCAGACACGGCAGAGGAGAACUUUGUAGAGUAUUAUGACCGGUUUAUUCCCUGCCUAAUGUACAUCAUUGAAAAUGCCAGCUCUCAAGAACUUAGAUUACUCAGAGGCAAGACAAUAGAGUGCGUCUCUCUGAUUGGUCUGGCUGUUGGAGCCGACAAGUUCCUAACUGAUGCUGGGAAGAUGAUGGACCUUUUGUUGAAGGCCCAGACCAACCAGGAAGAAAUGGCAGAUGACGAUCCACAGGUUUCUUACCUUAUCUCUGCUUGGGCUCGUAUCUGUAAAAUCAUGGGCAAACGCUUUGAGCCCUACCUGCCUUUGGUAAUGGGUCCAGUACUUAAGACUGCAUCUCUGAAGCCUGAGGUUGCUCUGUUGGACAAUGAGGACAUGAGUGCUGUUGAUGGUGACGAUGACUGGCAGUUUGUGUCAAUUGGAGAGCAACAGAACUUUGGUAUCCGCACAGCAGGGCUUGAGGAGAAGGCUACAGCUUGCCAGAUGCUUGUCUGUUAUGCUAGAGAACUGAAGGAUGGAUUUGCAGAUUACACAGAACAGGUUGUGAAACUGAUGGUGCCUAUGCUGAAGUUCUAUUUCCAUGAUGGAGUCCGAACAGCUGCUGCCGAGUCUUUGCCUUUCCUCUUAGAAUGUGCCAAGAUCAAGGGUCCGCAGUACUUAUCUGAAAUGUGGCAGUACAUGUGCCCUGAGCUGCUCAAGGCUAUUGAGACAGAGCCCGAGUGUGAGGUUUUAUCAGAACACAUGUAUGCAAUGGCCAAGUGUAUUGAGGUCCUCGGAAUGGGCUGCCUCACUAAUGAUCAGAUUACAGAGCUGAUUAGAAUACUAGAGAAAUCCCUGACUGACCACUUUGAAAGAUCUGUCAAGAGGCAAGAGCAGAGGAAGGAUGAGGAUUAUGAUGAGGUUGUAGAAGAACAAUUACUAGAUGAGGAUGAUGAAGAUGUCUAUGUUUUGAGUAAAGUAGCUGACAUCACCCAUGCACUCUUCUCUGCUUAUGGCCAGCACUUCUUCCCAUUCUUUGACAUUCUUUUGCCCCAUCUCGUAAAAUUGUUGGGCCCCACCAGACCUUGGCCAGAUCACCAGUGGGGUCUUUGCAUUUUUGAUGAUGUCAUAGAAUAUGGUGGCCCAGCAUGUGACAAAUACACAGAUCAUUUUCUACAGUUGUUGCUAGGCUUCGUAGGAGACAAGCAGGGUGAAGUAAGACAAGCAGCAGCCUAUGGUUGUGGUGUUUUGGGACAGUUUGCAGGGCCUGCAUUUGCCACAGUUUGUGCACAGGCUAUUCCCCUAUUAGUUCAGGUUAUCCAGAGUCCAGAUGCAAGAAAUGAAGUCAACCUUAACCCGACUGAAAAUGCUAUUGCUGCAGUUACCAAGAUCCUAAAGUAUAAUAAUUCAGCUGUAAAUGUUGAUGAGGUGAUCCCAGUGUGGCUUUCAUGGUUACCAGUCUGGGAAGACACAGAUGAAGCCCCACACGUAUAUGGGUAUUUGUGUGAUCUUAUUGAUGGCAACCAUCCACUCGUCUUGGGACCAAACAACUCCAACUUGCCACGUCUGAUGCUCAUCUUCUCUGAGGCAUUCAGGAGAGAAGCUGUAGAAAAGGAGGCAGAAGUUACGCAACGCAUGCUCAACAUCGUCCGACAGUUACAAGCAAAUCCUGAAGUGUUCCAAGCCUGUAUUAGCCAAUUAUCACAGGAACAACAGUUGGCACUUCAUAAAUACCUCACAACCUAGUUCUACAGUGUGCACAUAGGCCUUUUAAUUGUUUAGCUUUUGUUCCAGUUAUAAAUAUAUAAUCAACUGAUUGUUAUCACGAGUUGGGAAAGUAAUAUGCCGUGUGCGCUUGUGCGAGUGACUGCAUGUACGCUUGUUUGUGUGUCAGUGUGAAUGGUUGAAAUAUUCUAAGCACAUGAUGCAUCUCAAACAGAAGCAGCCAUUGUGUCAACAUUUUCCAAAAGUAACUUAAAAGAAAGAAAGAAAAAAUACUUUAUUGCAUCAAUACGUCCGUUUGUGUUCAAGCUCAGUUGCUGUGAGCUGCCACAAAUAGCCCGUGAGAGGUGGUUGACUGACUUUCAGGGCUAAAGUAAGUUAUUGAUAAGCUGUUAUGUGAUCUUAGUGCAAGAGGUAAAGUUUAAAUGAAUUUUUUUUUUAUUUUUAUUUUUUUUACUAUUGUUAUUUGAUAGUGAUAUUAAGUAAAGGUCCUAAAUAUGGCUAGAUCAGAACUGUUCAUAAGCAUAAUUUUCUCUUAUGUCCAUCUUAGAUCUCUAGAUGUUACAAGAAGAUAUGUUUGCUCCAAUAUUACUUUCCUAUCAUACACUUCAUGUAUAAAUAUCAUGUGCAUAUUUAUAGUUAAAUAAAUUUUCCUAAUGACCUUAUUAUUACUUUAUUUUUAUUUUUUUAUUUAAUUUUAAAGAACAUUCUAUAGGAACACUUUACAAAGGUACAGUCUCCCAGCAUUUUAUUAGAUUUAUUUAUCACAAGUUUGUACUGCUUGGACUACUUCCAUUCUGAGAUCCAGGGCUUGCUUUGUACGCUGAAAGAUCAAAAACAAAGAACCCCAGGACAAGUUUAGCUGAGAGUUAUACCACUUCAUGCUUUUCUGCAAGGUUGAAAAUCAAUAUUCAUUGUGAAUGUGGUACUUAGUCUAGCUUUUGGAGGCUCUCUUUCAUUAUUAUUGUUGUUGUUGUUUAAAUAGUAUAUUUAUUCAUAUACGUGAUUUUCAUUUCAGUCCGUACAUUGGUUGGAAGAAAGUGUUAGAUGAAGUGUUAAUUUUUUGUGCCUGGAUUCAAUUAUAAUUUUUUUAUUUCUAUUAUUAUUAUUAUUAUUAUUAUUAUUAUUAUUAUUAUUAUUAUACCCCCCUGGUUAGUAUCCCAUGGGACUGGUCCAGCAUCUGCCUCAUGCAUUAGUAUACCUUUUCCCUUCAUACAAGCAACCAUCUUACCCUUGUUAGUUAGACUUUACUCAUUCUGUACUCACUAUUAUAUAUUCCAUGCAAGUGAAUAUCCAUGAGUGUUAGUGUGUGUGCAUGUGUUUGUGUGUUUGUGUAUAUAUAUACAUAUAUACUUUGUGUGUCUUAUUUAUAUGUUUGAUCACAUCCUACAAUUUCUGUAUGCUGCACGACAUGAGUGAAGUGCAGUUGGUGGAUUUGACACCUCUUCCUUUCUGUGAGGGUAAAAAUGCCUUGAUGCAAGUAUAAUAUAGCAUUACUAUUUAAAGUGUAUUUGUACUGUACAGUUAUCUGAUAACUAACAAGGGUAAGCACACAACUCCUUUUUACCAGUCUUGUUUGGCAGUGGUCUACCGGACAAUAUACGGAUAUAUUGAGUGCUCUCUCCUCCACAAAUCUCUCUAUUGUUUUGGCAUACUGGUGAAGUAUGUUGCUGUUAAAUUUAUGGAGAUAUAGUUUGUGAAAGUGGUUGAAUUUAUUCUAAAUAAGUGAUGAAUGUUGGAUAAUUAUUUUUUGUUUUUUUGACUUUUAUUGGUGACAUACUGGCAUUCUGAAACCCAUGGAGCCGUUUGUUUGUAUACAACUAGACUGCAAAUGGUUUUUAUCACUUUGCAUGAAAUUUAUUGAACUGACCAGUGUUUAUGGAUGCAAUAUGGCAGCCAGAUUGUGGAGGGUGGAGCACCUCAGUGAACUCAUCAGUAUAAGUACCAAAGAAAAGCUUGUGGAAUCCUGUAGUUUGGUGUCUCCAGUCUGUAACCUAGACUCUGAAACCCUUCAGUUCGCUUCCUUGGAACAAUAUGAAAAGGCAGUUACUUUGUCAGUCCAUUGUGAUUACCCUUGAUAUGCAAGAACAGCUGUUUUGAAGCUUCAGUCAACAAUAUACAAAAUUUGUUGCUUCCUUUUGGAGCCACAUUCCAGUUGUGAUGGCCAAUGAUAGGUGUAAAAUAAUUAAUACUUUAGUUAUUGGACAUUGUAUCAUCUGGUCUUCUUACAUAGCCGUUGUAAUAAGAGAACAUGCUAAAAGUAUGUUUUUUUGUUUGUUUUUUUCCAUGUACAGUAGUAUUUGGUUAUCAGAAAAGGGAUUUGAUAACCUUGUCAUUGGUCUGACCUUGUAUUCCAUCAGUUGUAACGAGAGCUGAAGUAAUGUUUUAGAUCUUGGUAUUUCAUACCUCUGCAUGUUACCCUGUCUCAGGCCCCAACUUCUGAUGCUGCUCUUCCCUGGUCAUGUGUUGUCGGCCUAUUUUUAUACAUAUCUCGCCUGCUCGCAUCUAGGGUUUUUGUAGAAAGCUUGAGAAGUAGGGAUUCACGCAUCCAUUUUAUUUCACCUGCACCUCCCUCUAGCAGUUUGGGGCCCCAGUCAAUAUUCAAGUUCUGGAUACUUCGAUGCGCCAACUUCAUAGGUGGCACACCGACAUACAUUUUCAUUUUUGUUUUUCUUUGUUUUUAUACAUGAACACCAGGGUAAGUUAGCAUUCACUUGUACUAACGAAACUUGUGUCAUACUGCCAUUGAAAGUAUUGUUACACCACAUUAUUUCCUCCUAUGAAUUGUACGAUUUUUUCCUCUCGAGAACUUAGAAAUGAUUACACUAUAAAGGUCAGUCUUACAUUAAGGCCGUAUGGAAGAUGGUUGUUCCUGAGCAGUCUGUUUUUGUUAAUCUAUUUAAGUUGAUUGGCAGCCAGUCCUUCACAGUGUAGACAGUGAAUGGCGGAAAUGAUCCAAGGUUGGUUAGGUCAUAUACAUUUGACUGGAUUCUGAAACCACGUGACACAAGUCAUGAUUCAAAUAAGACGAACAUUAACUUCAAGUAACUGUCUUCGGGGAAAUUGGAUUACGACACGAGCCUGCAAAAGACAGCUGCUAGGUUAGGAGGAGAUAUUGAUGUUUUGAGAGACAGUGAUUUAGUGGUUUUUCAGAAUUUGAGCCUUCUCAGUGGGUAGAGGCCUCCUGUACAUAAACCUCCACUCAGUAUCAAUAAAUUGUAUCAUCUGA